Molecule: messenger RNA, 1701 nt
Organism: Pogona vitticeps (central bearded dragon)
Lineage: Eukaryota; Metazoa; Chordata; Lepidosauria; Squamata; Agamidae
Source: RefSeq, a predicted model, not a curated record
AAAUAAUGCUGACGGUCCCUCUUAUCGAAAUAAAGGAUUAGAAGCCUUGAAACUACUGUACUGUAAAUCUUUGAAAUCUAUACAUUUUUAAAAAGGGGAUCUUACCCGAACUGGCCACUAGAGGGGGCAGAGACCAGGCGAUGGGUGGCGCGAGCUAUUAAAACAGCAUUUGCUCUCAUCCGCGUUUUUCAGCACCCACAGGGCGGGUUUGAAACCUGGAUACUGGGUUUGCUCUGUGUCUGCAGAGCCAAUAGACUGGUUUGGGGUCUCCAUACGUUAUUUGUAUGCCAGCAUCCUUCCCCCCAAGAUGGCAUACCAGAACCCACCCAUCCCCUGCCUGCCCCGAUGCCAGGGAGAGGCUCUUGGUGGUGGCGGUGAGGAAGCUUCCUCCAACUAGGAAAUCUGUUUCGGGAGUCUGGGAGCAGCCCCGGGAGGUCGUUCUGUCGGGUGACCCUGCUUUUUCUCAUUCUCUCACAGGCAAGUGGCAGGCGCGGUGGGUGCCGUCCCAUCACCGGUCCGACUAUGGGACGUUCAGACUGGCCACCGGGAAGCUUUACAGCGACCGUGACUUAGACAAAGGUCUCCAGACCAGUGAGGAUCUUAAGUUCUACGCCAUCUCAUCACGAUUUAAACCCUUCAGCAAUGAAGGGAGACCUUUAGUGAUUCAGUAUACGGUGAAACACGAGCAGAGGAUCGACUGCGGUGGUGGAUAUGUGAAAAUCUUCCCUUCCAGCCUCGAUCAAAAAAACAUGAGUGGCGAAUCUCCAUACUAUGUCAUGUUUGGGCCUGAUAUAUGCAGUUCUGAUACAAAGAAAGUCCACGCCAUUUUGAACUACAAGAACAAAUUUCAUCCCAUCAAGAAGCCGAUUCGCUGCAUCGUGGACGGUUUCACACAUUUGUACACCUUGGUGUUAAACCCAGACCACACGUAUAAGGUGAAGAUCGACAACCGAGUGGUGGCAUCGGGCUUCUUGGAGGAGGAUUGGGAUCUGCUGCCCCCGAGGACCAUCGACGACCCGGCCGUGGAAAAGCCCGAGGACUGGGAGGAGGAGGAGGAGGUGGAUGAUCCGGAAGACCAGAAGCCGGAGGACUGGGACAUUCCAGAAUUCCUUGUGGACACGAGCGCCGAGAAACCGAAAGGCUGGGAGGAAGCGAAGGAGGGCAACUGGCAGCCGCCUCUCCUGCCAAACCCACUGUACAGAGGCGAGUGGCGGCCCCGGAAAAUCCCGAAUCCCAAAUACAAAGGCGCUUGGCCCCAUCCUCAAAUUGCGAACCCGGAAUACGAGCCCGACGUGAACCUUUCUGUCUACAAAGACAUUGGCGUCCUCGGGCUGGACCUGUGGCAGGUGAGAUCCGGAACCAUUUUCGAUAAUUUCCUGAUCACAGACGAUGAAGACUAUGCAGAAGAUUUUGGCGAGGAAAUGUGGAGGGAGACUCAGGAGGCGGAGCAGAAGAUGAAUCAGCAGCAAACUGAGGAAGAGAAGAGGAGGAAACAGAGGAUGGCAAAGAAGAAGGAAAGGCCCCAGAAGAAGAAGCCGCUGGGGAGUGCGGUUCAGAAAGACGAGCUCUGAUUUCCCUUUGAUUGUAACAAAAGAUCGCUCGUAAAGAAACGUUCAGCGUUAGGGGUUAUGUUUAUUUUGUUCCAGUGGUUGGUGUCUAUUCCGUUUGUGACCGAGUUCUGGAAAUGUUCAAUAAAUGUGU